AUGGUCUACGAGAGACUAAACGACGUGCCCUGGUUUCCGAACCACGAUGUCCAGAUCGGCGUCACCGUUGGAUAUCUGAUUGCCCUGUCGCUGAUGUCCGUCAUGGUGUCUUCUCGCUUCCCGCUUGUCAAAACCAUCCGCGCCAUGAGCAGAUGGGAAAUGUCCUACUCUAAGAUCACCAUCCUCAUCGCUCUCGCUGCCAGCUGGUGCUACAUCUUUGUCGGAGGUGUGCUCAACCUCGGAGUUGGCUUGAGCCAAGGCAUCAGCGAGUGUUCGCGCGGCAUCUUCCUCUGCACCUGGUUCUACACCACGACUAAGCUUGGCGUCUACCUUUUUCUUAUGGAACGUGCCUUCAUCGUCCGCGGCGGUGGAAUCCGCCUUAAGUCUUGGCACUACCGCUUCAAUUUCCUCCUGAUGGCGUGCUGGCUCACCGUCUUCAUCCUGCUGGAGACUGGUCGCAUCUAUGAUCUUCGAGGGGAUGGUGUCUGUAUAUUUGGAUGGCAGUGGUGGGCCCUGAUCCCUCUCAUGUCCCUCGACGUCUUCGUCAACUUCUAUCUCCUCGCUAUGUUCGUCGUUCCCCUCUUCAGGAACCAGUUCACAAAUCCCAAGCUCCGCACGCUCGCCAUCAAGUCCAUGUGGACCUCUGUUGGCUCCGUCAUCGCCACCAUCUCCAACCUGGUGAUGUUGAUCAUGAUCGACGCCCCCGGCUGGCUCUGCCUAGCAUCCUGCGGCGUCGAUAUCUUCGCCAAUGCGAUGCUUCUCUUUUACAUGACGCGUACCCUCCAGAAGGACGACAAGGAAGCCAAGGCCACCUGGACUGUCGCCGCGUACCAGACCCCCGACUCUGAGCGGUUCGGCGACAGCAAGCGCAGCCGCCACAACACAAUCGACGACGACGACGAUGACGAUAACGACAACUUUGAGAUGCGCAACAUUAAAGGCGGAACCGUCUCUACUACCUGCGAGCAUCGCGUGAAGGGCAACCACUCCGAGCCCAGCAUCAGCGACUCGGAGAGUCAGCGCCACAUGGUCCCCGAAAACGGCAUCUAUGUCUCCCGUAAAGUUGAUUACGACUCAAACUUAAUGGUAUAG
Messenger RNA from Lasiodiplodia theobromae, 1092 nucleotides. Its product is annotated as Transmembrane protein. NCBI's taxonomy places the organism in Eukaryota, Fungi, Ascomycota, Dothideomycetes, Botryosphaeriales, Botryosphaeriaceae. The transcript has 5 exons. The record is from RefSeq and is a predicted model, not a curated record. Bases 1 to 1092 code for a protein of 363 amino acids.